GAGAAUGGCCGGCGAAGGAGAGUGGCCAGCAAUAGGGAUUGAUUUGGGGACGACGUACUCGUGCGUGGCAGUUUGGCAGCAUGAUCGAGUAGAGAUCAUAGUCAACGAUCAGGGCAACAGGACGACGCCGUCUUAUGUUGCCUUCACCGACAAAGAGUGCUUAGUCGGUGACGCGGCACAGAAUCAGGUCGCCAGGAACCCCGCUAACUCUGUCUUUGAUGCAAAGUGGUUGAUUGGUAGGAGAUUUAGUGAUUCCUUAGUUCAAAAUGAUAUCAAGUUUUGGCCAUUCAAGAUCAUUGAAGGUCAUGCCGACAAGCCUAUGAUUGUGGUCACUUAUAAGGGUGAAAAGAAACAUUUUGCUGCAGAAGAAAUCUCAUCUAUGGUCCUCAAAAAGAUGCGUGAGAUUGCGGAGGCCUACCUUGGCACAACUGUGAAGCAUGCUGUAGUCACUGUCCCAGCCUACUUCAAUGAUUUACAGCGUAAGGCCACAAAAGAUGCUGGAGGCAUUGCAGGACUCAAUGUUAUGCGGAUAAUCAAUGAACCAACGGCCGCAGCCAUUGGUUACGGUCUUGACAAGGUGAGCAUUGGUAAGAGAAAUGUGUUGAUCUUUGAUUUGGGUGGUGGUACUACAGAUGUAUCACUACUUACCAUUGACGAUGGUAUUUUUGAAGUAAAGGCUGUUGCUGGAGAUACUCACCUCGGAGGUGAGGACUUUGACAAUAGAAUGUUAAAGUACUUUGUUGAAAUAUUUAAGAGGCAACACAAUGAGGACAUUAGUGUAAAUGCUAGAGCUUUGAGGAGGUUGAGGACAGCUUGUGAAAGAGCAAAGAGGAUUCUUUCUUCUGCAACUGAGACUAUGAUUGAAGUUGAUUCUUUGUAUAAUGGCAUUGAUUUCUACUCAAGUAUUACCCGUGCCAAAUUUGCGGAACUCAGUAUGGACUUGUUGAAGAAGUCUAUUGAGCUUGUGGAGAAGUGUUUGAGUGAUGCUAAGAUGGACAAGACAAGAGUAGAUGAUGUCGUUCUUACAGGUGGUUCUUCUAGAAUUCCCAAGGUGCAACAGCUAUUGCAGGACUUGUUUGAUGGAAAGCAGCUUAACAAGAGUAUUAACCCAGAUGAAGCUGUGGCUUAUGGAGCAGCUAUUCAAGCUGCAAACAUGGUUGGUAUGGGUAAUGAAAAAGUUCAACACAUUGUGCUCUUGGAUGUCACCCCACUGUCACUUGGGGUGUUGAGUGGUAUAGGGGACAUGUCCGUUGUGAUUCCGAGGAAUACUGCCAUUCCCACCAAGAUGGAGGGGAACUACACCACUUUCAGUGACAACCAAACUGUUGUUUUGUUCUCGGUUUAUGAGGGUGAGAGAGCAAGAGUUGUAGAUAACAACUGGUUGGGAGAAUUUAGGCUUUCCCCCAUUCCUGCAGCGCCCAAGGGUGUCGCUAAGUUGAAAGUAUGCUUUGAGAUUGAUGCCAAUGGUAUCUUGAAUGUUUCUGCCGUGGAUAAGACUACUGGUGUAAGGAACAGAAUUACCGUCACUAAUUACAAGGCAAGACGGUCUAAAGAAGAGAUUAAUAGGAUGGUCCAGGAUGCAAAUAAAUACAACAUUGAAGAUGAUAUGUACAAGAGGACGGUUAAGGCUAAGGAAGUUUUGGAAAAAAUGGCCAAGGAUUUAAAGGAGAUUCAAAAUGAGCUUGACGCUGCUCGUAAGAAGAAGAUUAAACUGGCGGUAUAA
Messenger RNA from Corylus avellana, 1723 nucleotides. Lineage: Eukaryota; Viridiplantae; Streptophyta; Magnoliopsida; Fagales; Betulaceae. The record is from RefSeq and is a predicted model, not a curated record.